AUGACAGAGGAAAAUGAUACACUUGUGACAGAGAUCAUUCUGGUUGGACUUUCCUAUUACCCUGAGACACAGACUGCCUUCUUUUGGGCUGUGCUGAUUGUCUACAUAAUAACCCUGAUAGGGAACAGCCUCAUAGUGAUGUUGAUAGUUGUUGACCGCCAGCUCCACACCCCCAUGUACUUCUUCCUCAGCAACCUCUCCUUUGUUGACAUCUGCUACUCCUCCAGCUGUGCCCCUCAAGUCCUGGUGAGGGGUUUUGCAAAGAAAGCCACCAUCUCCCUUAACAGUUGCUUGGCUCAAGGCUAUGUUUCCAUCUUCCUAGGCAUAACGGAGUGCCUACUGCUGGCUGUCAUGGCCUAUGAUCGCUUUGUGGCCAUCUGCAACCCUCUGCAGUACUCUUUGAUUAUGAGUGGAAAGGUUUGCACCCAACUGGCUGCAUUUUCCUGGGUCAGUGCCCUUCUUCUUACUAUGAUCCGGGAAUCAGUCCAGCCAAAGCAUUUCUGUAGAAAUGUUAUCAACCAUUUCAUGUGUGAACUACAAGCGGUCCUUAAGCUGGCCUGUUCUCAUACUAGUUUUAGUCAGCUUGUCAACUUAGCCACUGCUCUACUGGCCCUUGUGGCACCCUUCAUCUUCAUCGUGGUGACAUAUGUGCUUAUUGGCCAGGUUGUGUUGCACACCUGUUCAGCCCAGGGCAGAAACAAAGCCCUUUCCACCUGCAGCUCCCACCUGGCUGUGGUCAGUAUAUUCUAUGGUACAGCCAUGUCCAUGUAUGUGAGGCCUCAGUCCAAAUCAUUCUCUGACAAGGACAAGCUCAUCAGUAUGUUCUAUGUAUUCAUCACCCCAGUGUUGAACCCUCUGAUCUACAGCCUAAGGAACAAGGAUGUGCAGGGAGCACUGAAGAGGACUAUCAUGCGGAGAGUGUUGCAUUGA
Molecule: messenger RNA, 930 nt
Organism: Alligator sinensis (Chinese alligator)
Lineage: Eukaryota; Metazoa; Chordata; Crocodylia; Alligatoridae
Product: olfactory receptor 13H1-like
Exons: 1
Coding region: 1-930 (309 amino acids)
Biological process (GO): G protein-coupled receptor signaling pathway
Cellular component (GO): membrane
Molecular function (GO): olfactory receptor activity; G protein-coupled receptor activity
Source: RefSeq, a predicted model, not a curated record